GCUGUCCAGGGUGCAACAGCGGAUUCUGUUGCUACCAGGAAAAAGGAUGAAAAUGAAGUCCCACAAGAUUGGAAGAUUAAAAUGCUGUAUGAUGGAGAUUGCCCUCUCUGCAUGCAUGAGGUUAACAUGCUAAGACAGAGGAAUAAGGGGUAUGGUACUAUAAAAUUUGUCAACAUAAGCUCAGAUGACUACUCUCCUGAGGAGAAUCAAGGCCUGGAUUUUAAAACUGCGAUGGGGAGAAUCCAUGCUAUUCUUUCUGAUGGAACAGUAGUCACAGAUGUAGAGGCAUUUAGAAGAUUAUAUGAACAAGUUGGUCUCGGAUGGGUUUAUGCCAUUACUAAAUAUGAACCAAUCACAACAAUAGCUGAUGUCAUAUAUGGUGUUUGGGCUAAAUAUCGUCUUCAAAUUACAGGAUGUCAGGACCUUCAGGCUAUCGGACAGAUGCAUGGGAACCCUUUUUCCUUGAUUACAAUUUCUUUCUGGCAUCUUGUGUAACUUUCCUGCAGUAUUGAAAAAAAAUGAUUUGGGGAUACAAGCUGCUGCCAAACCUGAUACUAACAAUACCCCAUAUUUCUCUCCCAUUAGUCUUAAGAUUAUUUAUUUGAUACUAAUGGCCAAUUUUGGUUUCAGGUCGACCAGAUUUAGAAGAGAUUCUAAAAACGCGAA
Messenger RNA from Carica papaya (papaya), 666 nucleotides. Lineage: Eukaryota; Viridiplantae; Streptophyta; Magnoliopsida; Brassicales; Caricaceae. The record is from RefSeq and is a predicted model, not a curated record.